AUGGACAAGAACAAAGUAAAUUACGGCGUAUACCUCGUCACAGACUCGACGCCCGCCAUCCUGGGCAACAAAGACCUCACCAGCGUCGUCGAGGCGGCGGUGCGAGGCGGCGCGACGAUUGUGCAGUAUCGCGACAAGCUCAGCGACCGGGCGACGGCGGUGAAGACGGCGAGGGCGCUGCUGGAAGUGACGAGGCGACAUGGCGUGCCGUUGCUGGUGAAUGACCGCGUGGAUGUGGCGGUUGAGGUUGGCUGUGAGGGGGUGCAUAUUGGGCAGGACGACAUAGCAUACGAAGAAGCCCGCAAACUGCUCGGCCCAGACAAAAUCAUCGGCGUCACGGCCAGCUCCAUCCAGGAAGCCCUCAAGGCAUGCGAAGCCGGCGCCGACUAUCUCGGCCUGGGCACCGUCUACGCCACGCAAACCAAAAAAGACACAAAAUCCAUCAUCGGCACAUCCGGCAUCCGCUCCAUCCUCUCGGCCCUCUCCUCCGCCGGCCACGCCGCCAUCCCCACCGUCUGCAUCGGCGGCAUCAACAGCUCCAACGCCACGGCCGUGCUGGUCGAGUCCAGUGCCGCGCCCGCAAAGAGCCUCGACGGCAUCGCCGUGGUGAGCGCGCUGGUGGCGGCGGAGGAUCCCGCAAAGGCGGCACGGGUGCUGCUGACGAAUGUGGCCAUGGGGAGGGUUCCGGAUGUUAUCAGGAGGGUGGCGGCUGGGACGCCGCUGUCGCAUAACAUGACGAAUUUGGUUGUGCAAAACUUUGCUGCUAAUGUUGCGCUUGCUGUUGGGGCCAGUCCCAUCAUGGCGAACUAUGCUGAAGAGGCUGCUGAUUUGGCCAAGCUGGGAGGAGCUCUGGUCAUUAACAUGGGAACUGUGACGCCGGAAGGACUGAAGAAUCAUGUUCAGGCGUUGCAAGCAUAUAAUGCUGCUGGAGGACCUGUUGUGUACGAUCCUGUUGGCGCCGGCGCAACCGCCAUCCGCCGCAACGCCGUCAAGACGCUCCUCUCCUCUGGCCACUUCACCGUCAUCAAAGGCAACGAGCGCGAAAUCCAGACCGUCUACGGCUCCUCCGUCUCCCAGCGCGGCGUCGACUCCUCCUCGUCCCUGUCCAUUCCGCAGCGCGCCACUCUCGCCCGCGCCCUCGCCCGCCGCACCGGCGCCGUCGUCAUCCUCACCGGCAAGACGGACGUUGUCAGCGACGCAUCCCGCACGUUCCGCGUAGACAACGGGCACGAGUUCCUCGGCCAGGUUACGGGUACCGGAUGCACGCUGGGAACGACGGUGAGCGCCAUGGUUGCUGCGUUUCGGAGCGAUGUGCUGGUUGCGGCGCUGGCGGGGCUGGUGCUGUUUGAGAUUGCGGCCGAGAGGGCGGCGGUGAGGGAUGAUGUUCGCGGGCCGGGGACGUUUGUGCCGGCGUUUAUAGAUGAGCUGAGUGCGGUGCGGAAGGAGACUGCUGGGGGAAAUGUUGCGUGGUUGGCAAAGGCGAGGAUUGAGGCCCUGGAGGUGGAGGAGGAGAGUGCAUGA
Trichoderma gamsii is the source of this 1521-nucleotide messenger RNA. RefSeq lists its product as hypothetical. NCBI's taxonomy places the organism in Eukaryota, Fungi, Ascomycota, Sordariomycetes, Hypocreales, Hypocreaceae. The transcript has 5 exons. Gene Ontology annotation, molecular function: thiamine-phosphate diphosphorylase activity; ATP binding; magnesium ion binding. The record is from RefSeq and is a predicted model, not a curated record. Gene Ontology annotation, cellular component: cytoplasm. The coding region runs from base 1 to 1521 and encodes 506 amino acids. Gene Ontology annotation, biological process: thiamine biosynthetic process.